Prunus mume (Japanese apricot) is the source of this 1320-nucleotide messenger RNA. It is a transcript of the gene NF-YC13, whose product is annotated as nuclear factor Y, subunit C13. Lineage: Eukaryota; Viridiplantae; Streptophyta; Magnoliopsida; Rosales; Rosaceae. Gene Ontology annotation, molecular function: protein heterodimerization activity; transcription cis-regulatory region binding. Gene Ontology annotation, biological process: regulation of DNA-templated transcription. The record is from RefSeq and is a predicted model, not a curated record. Gene Ontology annotation, cellular component: nucleus.
UCUGAACUUGAUAUGGCAAACAAAGUAAUAAAACCUCCAAAGCAAGUGCAAUGUCGUCCGUCGAAAACAUGAUAACAGGGAAUAUUUCCCGCCAUUUCAAAACCCUAACACAACAUUUUCGUUUUUCGAUUACUCAUUCCUGACCAGAGAGCGUCGCAACCAUCAAUGGCAGAAGAGCAGAACGCAGCACGAGAAGCAGAUAACAUAGCAGGAGAAGAGAACGCAGAGCAAGAAGAAGAAAACGCAGAGCAAGAAGAAGAGAAAGCAGAGCAAGCAGAAGAGAACGCAGAGCAAGCAGAAGAGAAAGCAGAGCAAGCAGAAGACGACGCAGAACAAGAAGAAGACAACGCAGAACAAGAAGAAGAUAACCCAGAAAACGCAGUCGAGAACGCAACAGUAAAGGAAAAAGCGAAGGUAGCACAAGAAGAAGAGAACGCAGAACCGAUCCGAUCCGAAAAUUCACAGAUCCGACCCGAAUUUCCGAAUACUCGGGUGAAGAGGAUAAUGAAGCUGGACAGGGGCAUCAACAAGGUAAAUUCAGAAGCCUUACUCCUUGUAUCGUGCUCCGCCCAGCUCUUCCUGGAGUUCCUGGCUGAGAGAUCGGCUGAGGUUGCGACGGAGAAGAAGCGCAAGAUCGUGAAGCUCGAACACAUGCGAGUAGCCGUCAAGAGGCAUCGCCCGACCAGCGAUUUCCUUUGGGAUGAGCUUCCCGUGCCCUGUCAGCCAUCCGAUCAUCAGCCUACUGAUCGAAGCAGCUCGCGCACCGUUUCCCAUGCUCCAGCUCCGGCUAGACGAGAUCGGAGCCGCUCUCGCGCCGUUUCCGAUAAACCAGCUCCAGCUGGCACUCGCCGGAUCGAUCACUUCUUUCUGACAAAAGAAAUCCCGAUUCAGACCGAACAAUCCCUAAUUGAGACCGAGGAAGCCCCAAUUGAGACCGAGGAAGCCCCCAUUGAGACCGACGAAAGUCCAAUUGAGACUGAUGAAGCUUCAAUAGAGACCGAGGAAGCUUCAAUUGAGAUCGACGAAGCCCCAAUUGUGACCGACGAAGGUCCAAUUGAGACCGGUGAAGGGCCAAUUGAGACCAACGAGUCCUAGAUCUUCGUUCGUUCUUUGCCUGUCUUAAAGAAGCAAAAUCAUUUUGUUUGGUCAAGUUGUAAUUGUGAGAAACCAAUGGAAAAUAUCUGAUGGACACAAGGAGAUUAAUUCCAAAUUUUCUUUAUAAUCCAUUUUCUAUUUUUCCUAUGGAUUUGAUAUUUAUGAUUGACCUAAGCACUGCAGUGAAGCUCCACGGCAAUGGGGGAAAAUCUCUACCGUUCUGCU